Messenger RNA from Pectinophora gossypiella (pink bollworm), 1219 nucleotides. RefSeq lists its product as uncharacterized. The record is from RefSeq and is a predicted model, not a curated record. Lineage: Eukaryota; Metazoa; Arthropoda; Insecta; Lepidoptera; Gelechiidae. The transcript has 6 exons. Bases 164 to 1183 code for a protein of 339 amino acids.
UCAACUCGGUAAUUAAUAAUUGCUUUCCUUGUAUUUGUGUGGAAUUUAACCUACGCAAAUCAGCACGUUGUAAAAUCCAAACGUUUUGAAUAUCAGUUCUCAAUAUGUGACACAGUAAAUGAAUAAUUCAUUGAUAUAAAAGUGAGUGAAUAUCUCUUAAAUUAUGUGUUUGGUAAGAAAUCUGAUUUUCGUUGGAUUGUUAUUCAGAUUUUGGACUCGAAUCGUAGCUGAUUCUACAUAUCAGUUAUUUGUUAAUCCAGAACUACGAACAUUGCAAAUAGGGGAUACUAAGGAAUUCCAUUGUUGCGGACGUUUUCCAAGAGGGGGAACGAUACUGUGGUACCAAAGAUAUGAUAACAAUCAUACCUUCCUCCAAUCAACUGAGACGUAUUACAAGUGUGGAAGCGAAUAUAACGGACGUAGCAUUAAAAAAAUAAUAAAUGUACUGGACCACAAUACUGAUCUUUAUUGUAUUUACUGGGAAAAGGAAAAGGCCCAGCGUACGCGCAGGGGUUACAUAUCCAAUAGCAUACAUUUGCAGAAGCAAAAUUUAUAUUCAACAAAGUAUAACUAUGGCUCACAACAACAUAAAACCAACCGUGGUUACGUAACAAUUACACCAACAAAUUAUCUGUCAAAAGUGGGUACGGCUGUAAACUAUACAUGUGAACUACACAAUAUGCAAGUUGAGGAUGUAGAAUUGUAUCAGGAGAAAGAUAGAAUCAUAACAGCAUAUACAAUGACCAGACAAACAUUUCAACCAGAGAACUUGUUUUAUCACGGGAAAAUAAUAACAGAGAACGACAACAACUCCAAGAUAUAUUGCGUUGCAACGCUUGAAGGGACGAAUAAUUUCGUCACAAGUACUAAAAGCGACUUGAUCGUGGAAACUUCAAUUCAAACCAAUCAACCCAGCGACCUUUCAGGAGAAGAAAAUACUAAUAAUGAUAAUCAAAAUGUUUAUCUUCUAUCUCUUAUUUUGUCAGUCAUAUUGAUUUGCCUGAUCGUUGCGGGUCUGGUAAUAUUCUACAAGCGAAGAAAACGUCCACCUUUGGAAGCUCAAAGUGAUGCUGUAACGUACGCGGAGUUGUAUAUCCGGCCACCUGCAUCUGGUAACGUGUUGAAAGAAGAUUCGCCACAAUACGCGCAAAUCGUUGGUUUUUUGGCGCAUAAGAAAAAAUGAUGUCAAUUUUUACGGUUAUAAACUUACAAAUAUUUA